GUAAACCAAACAAAAAGAAAUGAAUUCCAAACGUUGCGCUAUCUGUAGGGUCUUAAAACAAAUUUGUGACCCAAAUUGCAUAUACAAAGCACAUUUUCCAUCGAACGAUACAAGAUUUGAAGAUGUUCAUCAAAUCUUUGGAGCCAAAAACGUUGCAAAUAUCCUCAACAAUCUUGGAUCUGAAGAACAACGUAAGAUUGCUGCCAACUCUUUGUGCUAUGCGGCUGAGGCUCGUAGACGUGAUCCUGUUUCUGGAAUUCAUGGGAUGGUACAACACUAUCAGAGUAUUCUUAAUGAUGUUGAACAAGAUAUCAAAUUUGCAGAGAAUGAGCUUAAAAGAAAUGUGGGACCGGAUCAAGUGCCAAAAUUUGUUUAUAUUCCAAUUGAAGAUGAUUUUCUCACUACAUCAACUUCUUUGAAUUUUUUUAUUGAGAAAAUAAAGAGGCUAACCACAGUUGAAAAAAAUCAACCUAUGCAACUCUUGAAGAGAGAAGAUCGAAAGAUGGGUGAUGGUCACAGUGUUAAUGAUGCAUCAACAUCUGCGGGACCAUCUGCAACUUUACCUAAGAAGCAUGAGUAA
Molecule: messenger RNA, 580 nt
Organism: Camelina sativa (false flax)
Lineage: Eukaryota; Viridiplantae; Streptophyta; Magnoliopsida; Brassicales; Brassicaceae
Source: RefSeq, a predicted model, not a curated record